Messenger RNA from Pungitius pungitius (ninespine stickleback), 4006 nucleotides. RefSeq names its product 1-phosphatidylinositol 4,5-bisphosphate phosphodiesterase delta-3-A. Gene Ontology annotation, biological process: phosphatidylinositol-mediated signaling; lipid metabolic process; release of sequestered calcium ion into cytosol. NCBI's taxonomy places the organism in Eukaryota, Metazoa, Chordata, Actinopteri, Perciformes, Gasterosteidae. Gene Ontology annotation, molecular function: phosphatidylinositol-4,5-bisphosphate phospholipase C activity; calcium ion binding. The transcript has 15 exons. The record is from RefSeq and is a predicted model, not a curated record. The coding region runs from base 452 to 2824 and encodes 790 amino acids.
UGGAUAUGCAAAUACAUUAUAAAGACAAGUAGCCUACACCAUUAAAUCGCACCAAAGCGAAGCCCUCGAGUGCGUGUACUCGUGUUCUCGAGCUUGACCAGCUGUGCCUCGUGCGCUGCGUAAUGGGGAUGAUUGGGGCAGCGGGAGGAGGCGGGAGUGCGCAAACUGUGCGCCUUGUUUGGAGUCAUAUUACGCUGAGGAACGGAGCGCCGCGUCAACGAGGGACCUCACACACACAUGUGGAGAACGAGUAACUGUUGCUCCCAGUGGUCUCUGUCAUUUAAGGAGAAGUGGGGUGGGUGGGUUGGGGGGGGGGCUUUACUGGAGCAGCACCAAUCUGCUCCGGAAAACACAUGCACGCGCCCAGACUCGCUCAAUAACCCGAAAGUUACCGGGCAAAUCUUGAGCCCUAAAGUUGCAGCCUGCGGUUAUUCUCGCUGGAGUUUUGAUCAUGUUGGGCAGCGGUAAGUCAGCGGCCACCUGUACCACAGAGCAACGGAGGAAAGGUGCCGAGAAGGCGAUGGACUCCCUCAGGAGACUCGGGCUGGUGGACAAUGAGGACGUACGUGGGAUGAUCCAGGGCUGCAACAUGGUGAAGAUUCGCUCUUCUAGGUGGCAGAAGAGCCGAAACCUGCGGCUGCUGGAUGACGGGCUCACCGUGUGGUGUGAAUCCACCAAGAGCUCCCGCAAAGCUAAAGCCCAGCAGACAUUCGCAGUGACGGAAGUCGAGUGUGUGCGUGAAGGCUGUCAGUCCGAGGCGCUGAGGCGGCUGUGUGGGUCGGUGCCGGAGAGCAAGUGCUUCACGGUGGUCUUCAGGGGCGCCAGGAAGAGCCUGGACCUGCUGUGCCCGAGUGAGGAGGAUGCUCAGCGCUGGGUGCGAGGGCUGCGCACGUUAAAGGCGCAUGUGGCCGACAUGUCUCAGAAGCAAAAGCUGGACCAUUGGAUCCGAAGCUACCUGAGGCGAGCGGACCACAACCAGGACGGCAAGAUGAGCUACGACGAGGUGAAGCGGCUGCUCCAGAUGAUCAACAUUGACCUGAGUGAGCAGUAUGCUCGCUGUUUAUUCAAGAGGUGCGACCGAUCCUGUGACGGUCGUCUCGACCAUGUAGAAAUUGAGGAGUUCUGCCGGGAGCUGCUCCGACGGCCCGAGCUGGACGCAGUCUUCAGACACUAUUCAAGCAACGGCUGUGUCCUCGCCAUGGCUGAGCUACGGGACUUCCUGGGAGACCAAGGGGAGGACGCCUCGUUGAAUCAUGCUCAGAGCCUCACACUCACUUAUGAGCUCAACGACUGGGCUCAGAAGAAUCACUUCAUGACCCAGAAUGGUUUCACCAUGUACAUGCUGUCCCGGGAGAACGAUGUGGUUAAUCCCGACCAUGCCAGAGUCUACCAGGACAUGAGCCGCCCUUUGGCCCACUACUUCAUCUCCUCCUCCCACAACACUUACCUUACCAAGGACCAAGUCACAGGCGCCAGCAGCACUGAGCCGUACAUCAGGGCUCUAAAUCAGGGCUGUCGCUGCGUGGAGCUGGACUGCUGGGAUGGAGAUAAAGGUGAACCUGUCAUCUACCAUGGCCACACGCUCACCUCCAAGGUGCCUUUUAAGGAGGUCAUUGAAACCAUCGCCCAGUACGCCUUUAAGGCGUCACCGUAUCCUCUAAUCCUGUCCUUGGAGAACCACUGUUCUGUGGAGCAGCAGGCCGUCAUGGCCAAGCACCUCCGCACCCUCCUUGGCAGGAAACUGCUCACCAAGCCUCUCUGUGCCCAACCGCAGGAGGAUCUGCCUUCUCCUGAGGAGCUGAAAGGGCGUAUUCUAGUAAAAGGGAAGAAGCUCACUCCUCACUUAGGCCAGCUGGGCAAGGGUGGAAGCUGCGCCAGCUUCUCCUCAAGCUCUGAAGAUGAACCCGUAAGUGGCAGUAAGACCACCCCCAAGAAGGAAUCUGCCAAGGUCUGUUCUAAACUCAGCCCUGAGCUAUCGGAGCUGGUGGUGUACUGCAGUAGUGUCUCAUUCCGGGGCUUCGAAAAUGCGUCUGAAAAACCUCCAAAUGAAAUGUCCUCCUUCUCUGAAAGUGAAGCCCUCAGGCUCAUCAAAGACUCGGGAAAGCUUUUUGUGAGACACAACAGCAAGCAGCUGAGCAGGAUCUACCCCUCUGGCCAGCGCCUCCAAUCAUCCAACUAUGACCCUCAGGAAAUGUGGAAUGGCGGCUGUCAGAUGGUGGCUCUAAACUUCCAGACUUCCGGGGAGCAGAUGGACCUGAACCAGGGUCGCUUCCUCACCAAUGGUCGCUGUGGAUACGUUCUUAAACCGGGCUUCCUGUGCAGCCCGACAUCCGCCUUUGACCCAGAGAACACGGGCGGAGGCCCCGGUCACACCCCCACCCAGCUGACCAUACGCAUACUAUCUGCACAGCAGCUGCCAAAAAUCAACACGGAGAAGGCCAGCUCCAUUGUGGACCCACAAGUGUGGGUUGAAAUUCAUGGGGUGGCUAUUGAUAAUGCAAGAGAUAAAACCCACCGCAUUGACAACAAUGGUUUUAACCCACGAUGGGACUGCACUCUGAGCUUCCAGCUGCAGGUCCCUGAGCUGGCUCUCGUACGGUUUGUUGUGGAGGACCAUGAUCACAACGCCAAAAACGACUUUGUGGGGCAGUUCACUUUACCUUUCAUAAGCCUGCAAAAAGGUUAUCGACAUGUUCAUUUGUUGAAGGCAGACGGUUCCAGUCUGUCCCCAGCCACACUCUUCAUUCACGUGAAAGUGACCCGCAAAGGAAAGCCCAUCAAAACUGUGUCCGAGCGUAUCGCCAUUGCCAAAGGCAAGGUAUGACGUGCAUCUGAACUAAAUGGAAAGCUUUGAAGACGGAGCUCUGGAUGUAAGCAGAGAGAGAGAGUCCGCUGCUGUUGCCGAGAGCCGGCCUUCUACGUCCAGACUUCAAGUGGUCCGAUUUACACGGAGCCACUUCCCACUACAGGAGGAGAGAGAUGAGGAAGCACACUGACUCUUAGCAGAUGAAUUGCGUCCGGGUGGCUAAUGAAUCCAUGAUGGACUGUGGGAGAGUCUGAUCUAGUACAGAGGAUUGUGGUUAGUGAGAAAGACCAACAUGGGACUCGUUACUAAAUUCCUUUUAGUGUUGUUCACUCUGAUGUGUAGGUGGUUAUCUAAUGAUCUGUUAAACUGAAGAUAAUGUUAAUUAAUCUUUCAUAUUUUAAAAGUAUUUUAACAUUUUUAUACUUCAGUAGUUGACUUGAACUUAACAAAUGAGCAUAUUUUAAAUAGAAGCAACAGUUCCUUAACUUAACUCAACUGCUGUAUCAUUUUAAACUGCUCUGAGAGAAAAUCCAAGCAUGUGAUUAAAAUGAUUGUUUAAUGAAUUAUUUAAACCUUGAUUGUGGUGCAAUACCAAUCUAGUAGUCAUCUCUGAAGGAUGAAAGCAUAAUGACAUUGCCUAUUAAUUUACUUACUUGAUAAGAUACUUGGCACUUUUAAUGUUAUGACAAAGUGUUUCCACAGCUUACUUGAAAUAUAAGAAGCAUUAACUUUGACUUAACAUUUUUGCAAAUGUCAUUUGCUGUAUUUAACCCAGCAUUGUUUUUACAUGUACUAAGGUAUUCACAUGUUUUUUGUGUGAAGGCUCAUUUUGCCUUUUUUCCUAUGAACAUCGCCGUAUAAUUAUUUGUGCAGCCAAUUAACAUCCGUAAAUUCAUAUCUUAAAAUUGUGCUUGAACCAUCUCGCACAACCUAAAGUUAUUUUAGGCAAAUGUGAAUCUUUUGCUGCUCUUAUAAGGAGAUCCCUGAUAAUAACAUGUAACAUGUUGUAAUAUUGAAAGGUAUUGCAGAUGGAUUACUGUAAUAACAGGAUAUAUGAUGAGAAUGGAUUUCAAUAUUAUGUAAAAAAUGGUUCAGUAUGACUUUGCAGUGUUAAAGUGUAAAGCCUGUGUUGUGCGUCUGACAGUUGGUAUUAUGUAUAAAGUAGAAAAUACUGUUUUCUUAAAAACACUAACAACUCAA